AUGACAGCCCUAGACGAUAUCUAUGAUGUUUAUGGCACACUGGAGGAGCUCCAACUAUUCACAGAUGCUAUUCGAAGAUGGGGUGAUUUGGUUGAGGCAUAUUUGAUAGAGGCUACUUGGUACCACAAGGGGUAUAAACCUAGCUUGGAAGAAUACAUCAACAAUGCUUGGAUAUCACUUGGUGGUCUCCCCAUCCUAUCCCACCUUUUCUUCCCGCUAACGGAUUCGAUAGAAGAGGAGGCUGUUAAGAGCAUGCAUAAAUACCAUGAUAUUGUUCAUCUACUAUGUACUAUUGGAAGGCUCGUUGACGACAUGGGAACAUCACUGGAUGAGGUGAAGAGAGGCGACGUGCCAAAAGGUUACAUGAAUGAGAACAAUGCUUCGGAACAAGAGGCAAGAAAGCAUAUUCGAUCACUCAUAGAGCAGACAUGGAAGAUGAUGAAUAAGGAAAUGAUGGAUUCUCCAUUUUCAAUAUAUUUUGUAGAAGUUUGUGCUAAUGUUACUAGAAUGACACAACUUAUAUACCAGAAGGAAUCGGAUGGAUUCGGAAUGCAACACUCAUUGGUUAACAAGAAUAUCAGAAGCUUGCUGUUCGAACCCUAUGAAUAGAAGAAGAAGGAGAUCAUGAAGAAAGAAAAUAUAUGAUAUAUUUUAAUUAAAAUAACAAUAAUCUUGUUGUGUUGUAAGUUCAUAAAUAUAUUCUGUUUGUACUACACCAUGGUCAAUGGAUAUAAAAGUUAU
Messenger RNA from Salvia hispanica, 741 nucleotides. Lineage: Eukaryota; Viridiplantae; Streptophyta; Magnoliopsida; Lamiales; Lamiaceae. The record is from RefSeq and is a predicted model, not a curated record.